AUGGCCGAAGAGCCCAAGACCUGCCCCUCAUUCGAUUCGAGGAUGAUAUGCAAGUCGAGGGCCAAAGACAGCUGCUGUGCUACCGCCGGAUCGAGUUACUCUCAAGUUGAUUCGGUGGAACCGCAGUUGGACGGACACGUCAGGGGAUCGCUUCCUCAGUCCCAGUCGUAA
Fusarium pseudograminearum CS3096 is the source of this 171-nucleotide messenger RNA. RefSeq lists its product as uncharacterized. The transcript is spliced from 2 exons. Bases 1 to 171 code for a protein of 56 amino acids. NCBI's taxonomy places the organism in Eukaryota, Fungi, Ascomycota, Sordariomycetes, Hypocreales, Nectriaceae. The record is from RefSeq and is a predicted model, not a curated record.